Molecule: messenger RNA, 1879 nt
Organism: Nerophis ophidion (straightnose pipefish)
Lineage: Eukaryota; Metazoa; Chordata; Actinopteri; Syngnathiformes; Syngnathidae
Product: protein-L-isoaspartate O-methyltransferase domain-containing protein 2-like
Exons: 8
Coding region: 423-1628 (401 amino acids)
Biological process (GO): protein modification process
Cellular component (GO): cytoplasm
Molecular function (GO): protein-L-isoaspartate (D-aspartate) O-methyltransferase activity
Source: RefSeq, a predicted model, not a curated record
CCAAUCAACUUCCAGCUGCCCUGGAUUUAUCCGACGACGACGAGAGGAGCGAACACGAAGCACACACGCCCGCCACUGACUCGCGUGUCGUUUAAACUUCGAAAAGAAGGAGAAGAAAAAGAGAACGAAGGAAUAAUUCCAAUAACAGAAAAUGACGUACGCGGCGCGACCACAACUCCGCGUCGGCACCGGACGUCCGAACCCGGAAACGUGCGUGCUUCGCGUGUGACGUCAUCGCGUCAGCUGGCCCAAUGUUUACAUCCAGCAGUGGCGUGUUGGCGGCCGGGUCGUGAUCAACAACAACAAGCUGCUGACCACAAAGGAGGCCACGGGCGAGAUACAUCCACCUUAACUGAGAAGGGUGUCUCCACGGGAGUCGACGGCAGCUAUGGACGGCACAAGCUCAGCUUUUCUCCGGCAUCAUGGGCGGAGCUGUGAGUGCCGGGGAGGACAACGACGACUUGAUUGACAACCUGAAAGAGGCUUACUACAUCCGCUCAGACCUGGUAGAGCGGGCUUUCCGCGCCAUUGACCGUGCCGACUACUACCUGGACGAGUACAGGGAGAACGCUUACAAGGACUUGGCAUGGCGACAUGGAAACAUUCACCUGUCAGCUCCAUGCAUCUACUCCGAAGUCAUGGAGGCUUUGGACCUCCGCCCUCGGCUCUCCUUCCUCAACCUGGGCAGUGGGACCGGCUACCUUAGCACCAUGGUGGGCCUCAUCCUGGGACCGUUCGGAGUGAACCACGGAGUGGAAUUACACGCUGACGUCAUCGACUACGCCUACCAGAAGCUGCACUCCUUCAUCACCACCAGCGACACCUUUGACAAGUUUGAGUUCUGCGAGCCAUCCUUCGUGUUGGGCAACUGCCUGGAGAUCCCCCCUGAGAGCCGUCAGUACGACCGGGUGUACUGCGGGGCGGGCGUGCAGAAGGACCACGAGGACUACAUGAAGAACCUGAUCAAGGUGGGCGGCGUCCUGGUCAUGCCUCUGGAGGAAAAGCUGACCAAGAUCACCCGCACGGGACCCAACAGCUGGGAGACCAACAAGAUCAUCUCCGUGUCCUUCGCUCCGCUGGUGCUGCCCAAACGCAACAUGGACGCCAGAACCAAAGCUGUUCCCCUACCAAAGUACGAGGUGCGGACGCUGCAGGAGCUGGCUCGCUUCUCCAUCCGCCACACGCUGCGAGCGAGCGCCGACGGAGACAAGCAGGCGCCGACGCGCGGCUCCUCCUUCAGCGUGGGCCGAGGCCUGGCGGUGGCCGGCCUGCACAAGUACGGCCCUCGCUUCAAGCGCCGCCGCGUCCACCGUCGCCGCUGCAACACCCUGGUCUUGGCCACGCGGCAGACGCCCGGCGCCAUCGGCCCCGCCCCUCUGGACGGCAACAACAACCAGGGCGGCAGGACGGAGGACGAGGAGGACGCCCGGAGGGAGAGGAGGGGCGCCAGGAGGACCAACGCCAGACCCCGAGGAGCGGUGGCGGCGAAAGAGGAGGCGGAGGAGGAGAGAGAGACGGGUGAGCUCCUGCGCGUGCAGCCGCUGGUCAACGUGCUGAGGCAGAAGAUUCUCUGCUUGCCGCUGCCAGAACCGCUCAAGAAGUUCCUCCUCUUCUACAGGAACAAGUGAACAUUCCACACCAUUCCACUGACCCAUCAUCUACUUGUCUGAAUGUACAGAACCACCCCUUUUGUAUAGAACAUCCACUUACUACAGUGGGGAUCAAAACUAUCUAGUCAGCAAGUUCUCCCACAGAGCUCUGUCAUUUUCAUCAUAGGUACACUUCAACUGUGACAGACAGAAUGUGGAAAAAAAAUUCACAUUGUAGGAAUUUUAAAUAAUUUAUUUGUAAAUUAUGGUGUAAAAUAAGUAUUUGGUCA